This is a messenger RNA of Danio rerio (zebrafish), 8113 nucleotides long. The record is from RefSeq and is a predicted model, not a curated record. Lineage: Eukaryota; Metazoa; Chordata; Actinopteri; Cypriniformes; Danionidae.
AAUCACUAUUUACUCACCUGUAGGGGAUCUACAAAUCCGAAUAUGAGAGAACUUUUAUUUUGAAAUUUGACAUGGGCGCCGCCAUUACUUUCUCCGGUAUGUGUGUGGGUGACGAUCGCAUUCAGGCAGAGAGAGGGAGGAGAGAAAGGCGAGUUGUGACAGCAGUGGUGAGCUAAUGAAGAUUGUGCAGUUUUAAAACUUUUUGAUCAACUUAAGAAGUUAACUGAUGACAUGAAACAAAGCUAGAUUACAUUGCUUCAAAGUCUCGUUGCUUUUAAGUCUCCGUAUAGUUUAAUGAGCCAGUUAUUAACAGUGACGCAGCAAGUUUUUUUUGCCGCGCUCGUGAGUGACGCGGGAUAAUAGGCCUGCUGUUAAAGUCAGUCGGAUUAUUCAGUGCUGAAGUUGAAUACUCCCGUGUUUUUUUGUAAUUUACAUCCAGAUUUUUGUUAGUUCAAACGAACUCAAAACGUAGUGGAUGCUGUGUUAUUUUUGCGAGGAUUUUUGCGUUGGAAAGCAUCGUGUGUUCAUUGUUUGCUCUGAUUGAUCGCCGUUGGACGGGAUUGUGGCCUUGUUGGAUCGUGCUGUGCGUUCAGGAUCACGAGGGCAAUCGUUGGGGAUCAAAGAGUUGAAGGAACAUUACCCUGCCUUUCCAGACUCCUUUCAGCGCUCCGUUCUGGACCCAAGAGUGGUGAUGUACAAUAUUGAGUUCACUUUUCCCUGAAUAUUGGUAAGACAUCUUUUCUUUUCACCAAGUAUCGAAACAGAACUGUGUUUUAAAGGAACUCUCAUUCGAAAAACUGGAAAUUGUGCGUUUUUCCACAAAGAGACUUAUUUGUUUACCGGUCUAUGGACAUUUUCACUCGUGAAUGGACUGAGUAUAUUUUUCCUGAAUUUUGAAAGUGAACUCUAACUUGAUUUGAACUCAUUUGAUUAAUACUGAUUGUGAAUGUGAAUCUUGUCAUUGUUUAAGGUGUGACUGAAACACUAACGUUAGCACAUUGAUUCUAUUUCAUUUAUUAUUGUCUAUAUUUCAUUUCAUUUUGAGCUGAUUGAGUUUAAAACAAUUUAACUUUUUAUGUGAAGAAACAUAAGAAAAGAAAACUCAUUCAAUUAGUCUCAUAAGACUAAUACUUUUUGUUUAAAUAAAUAUUUGUUUGUUUAGUUACAUUGAGUUAACUGAAGUCCUUUAUACUAAGGAGUGGGGCCGUCUCAUCUAUCCUGUUAGAUCUGGGAGGGUGGGUUUUUCUGAGUUUUUACACACUUACAUACGCACUUCAGGCUACCACCGUGAUAAAGAUAGAUCCUGAAGCCCACCUCACUUUAUCUGUAGCUCCAUAUAGCAACACGAUAGACACUCACAUAUAACCACUAGUUAUACUGAGACCUAAAGCAUUGGGUGGGGGGACUAAGAUCCUGUUGCUCACUCAGUCUUCCUUAGUGUAAAGUAUAUUAUUUGCCCCACAAGGCGGUGGCAUAUUCCCCUCCGCCACAUAUUGGCGUCACGAACAGGAUAAAUUCCUGACUUUUAAUUCAGUAUAAGUUUGAAGUUUUUGAGCCGACGCUAUGGCUGAGCUAGAAGAAUUAAAGAAACAGUUUGAAGAAAUGCAAAGGCGGUUCGGUGAGCAGUCUGGCAUGUUAGAGCAAGCCAGAGCCGAACAGAGAGAGGCACUUUCUCUAGCUAAAAUUGUUAUUGAACAACAAGCUGCUGCUCAAAAAGCACCAUCUACUGUGUACAUCCCAAGAGAUCGUAAACUUCCAGAGUUCAGUGGAUGUCGUUCUAAGCCUGGCGAGUUGAGCAUAGAAGAAUGGAUAAGUUCAAUGAAGUCCGCCUUCAAGGUGAUGAAAAUUCCUGAAGAAGACAGAAUUGAGUUUGUUAAGCAGUGUUUAAAAGAUGAAGCAAAGAUGACAGUCAAGUUUAUGCUGAACGGAAAGGAGAAGUCAGUGGAUGAGAUUUUUGAUGCUUUGGAUCAGACUUAUGGGGACAAACUUCCCAUUGGCAGCAGGCUAAAAGAUUUUUAUGACCGCAAACAAAUGCCUGGAGAAACCAUUCGUUCGUAUGCAUACGAUUUGCAAGAGAAAUUGAGUAUAAUUCAGAGCAGAGACCCAGCUAGAAUUCCUGAUGCUGAUGGUGUAUUGAAGGAACAGCUCGUGCUAGGCCUCAAAGAUGAUUCACUACGACGUGAAAUGAAAAGGAGAGUUAAGGCUGAGAAAGAUUUGACAUUCAUUCAGCUUAUGCAAGAAGCUAUAACGUGGUCAGAAGAAGAGGAAGUUCAAAUUCCAAGUAAUCUGAGACCCAGUACUCGUUCACGUGGUGUUGUUCGUGCUACCUCUGCGACAGAGAGCUCUUCAGUCCCUCUCACCCUAGAGUCACUCCAUGAAGCUGUUCAACAAAUUGCUGCCCGACAGGAAGAAUUGUUUCAGAUAGUCAAUAGUAAAGAAAAAGUGAAACCUCUUGUAAAAGAGAACAAGAUGAAAAGUGUACCUUUAAAAGAUAGUGAAGGGAGAUACAUCUGUUAUACCUGUGGUAAGCCAGGACACACAAGCCGACGUUGUCUUCAGAACAAGGAAAACUCUAAAACUCAGACAGUAGAGAGGGAAAAGACAGCAGACCGAGACACUUUAGUGCUAGAGAGCCCAGGUCCAUCUGUCAUUCGUAGUCAUACUGCAGACUGUGAUACAAAGAAUGUUUCCAAGUCUCUUUGUGAGAGUGCUUUUGGAGACUGUCUGACAAUUGAAGUGAAAAUUGCGGGUAUAAGUACCAUUUGUCUCUUGGAUACAGGAUCAGAAGUCACUACUAUCACUGAGUCGCAUUUUAAGGAUCACUUCGGAGAAGCUGUGUUGUCUUCUGCCAACUGGGUUCGUCUCACAGCAGCAAACGACCUGGACAUUCCCAUCAUAGGUUGUCUAGAAGCAGACGUAGAGUGUAUGGGGAAGAAGUUACAUGGAAAGUGUGUGUUUGUAAUCAAAGAGACUGAAACCCACGGAACAGAGUUGAAUAGAUUACCUGGCAUUGUUGGGAUGAAUGUGUUGAGUGAACUUAAAGAUCUGUUCAUGACUACUGGAGACGUGAAGAAGAUGAACAGAUAUAGUUGUGGCUUUAAGGAGGCAAGGGUCCAACGAGUGUUAGCUAACAUCAAGAUGCAGACUGAGACAUUAAGCUGCAACGAUAAGAUUGGCUUCGUAAAAGUUGCUGGCAAGCAAGCAGUUACUAUCCCUCCAUUCAGUGAACGUGUUUUAGAAGGCCGCUGUAGAAUACCACCAAAAGUAAGCUGUCAAGUGUUGGUGGAGGCCUCUUCAAAUGUCAGCUUGCCUAAAAGUGUACUGAUCGCUAAUGUGCUCGCCAAAUCAGCUGAUGGUAAAGUUCCAGUCAGAGUCCUGAAUUCUAGCGAAAAACCUGUAAAAUUACCACCACGAUGUAGAAUCGCUGCACUGUCUAAGCCACAAGAAGUUGUGCAAAAAGAGCUUGUUGAGUUUGAGGAGAAGGAAGGUACCCUGUAUGUUAAAGCUGUACAGAAACAUCAGGUGGAUGUGGAUAUAAGCACCACAGAGCAACUGCCAGUUCCAGUGCAAAUGAAUUUAGAGAAUCUCACCGAAAGUCAACGUUGCACACUACAGGAACUACUGGUCAAGCACAGUGAUGUGUUUUCAAAGAACGAUUGUGACUUUGGUUAUACAACUGCCGUUACACACAAUGUACCGACAGGAGAUGCUCCUCCUAUUAAGCAAAGACAUCGCAGAAUACCACCUCAAGUGUUUCAGGAAGUGAAAAAACAUGUUCAGGAUUUGGUUUCUCAAGGUAUUCUCAGAGAAAGCUGUAGUCCGUGGGCAUCGCCAGCUGUGAUUGUAAUUAAGAAAGAUGGUAGCGUACGCUUUUGCUGCGACUACAGAAGAUUAAAUAAAGUGACUUGCAAAGAUGCUUAUCCACUCCCUCGUGUGGAGGAAUCACUGGAUGCUUUAGGUAAUGCACAGCUGUUCUCCACCCUUGAUCUUACCUCUGGGUAUUUCCAAGUUGCGAUGAAUGAGGAGGAUAGAGCAAAGACGGCGGUAACAACUCCUUUCGGAUUGUUUGAAUGGACCAGGAUGCCAUUCGGACUCUGUAAUGCUCCUGCGACGUUCCAACGUCUGAUGGGGGUGGUGCUCGGAGAUCUAACUUUUGACAUACUGCUCAUCUACCUGGAUGACAUUAUUGUUUUUUCAAGAGACUUUGAAAGUCAUUGUCAGAGACUGGAAAUAGUGUUCAACCGAUUGAGAGAGCAUGGUUUGAAACUAAAACCCAGCAAGUGCUUCCUUUUGAAACCCGAAGUGAAAUUCUUGGGUCAUCUAAUAUCCUCCCAAGGAAUAAAGGUGGAUGGAGAGAAAACUCAAGUGUUGGAGACAUGGCCUGCACCCACAAAUGUCAAAGAGUUAAGACAGGUCCUUGGAUUUAUGAGUUAUUACAGGAGAUUUGUUCCUUGUUUUGCUCAAUUAGCCCGGCCUCUUCAUGCUCUGGUGGGUAAAGGAGGAAAAGGGAAAGUUAUUGAACCUUUGAACUGGACAACUGAAUGUCAGUUAGCAUUUGACAAACUCAAGCAUUGUUUAAUGUCUCCUCCAGUCCUUGCAUAUCCAGAUUUCAGUCAGUCUUUUGUACUCACAACUGAUGGGAGCCUGCAUGGUCUUGGAGCCGUGUUGAGCCAGAGACAAGGAGAUGCUGAGCGUGUGAUUGCGUAUGCAAGUCGAAGUCUUCGUGGAUCAGAGAAAAACGACAGAAAUUACAGUGCUUUUAAGCUAGAGUUGCUAGCUCUAAAAUGGGCUGUAACCGAGAAGUUUAAAGAAUACUUGAUCUACUCCAAGUUCUCUGUGGUUACAGAUCACAACCCUUUGCGCUACCUAGAAACAGCAAAUCUAGGAGCAGUUGAACAACGGUGGGUAGCUCAGUUGUCGGAGUUUGAUUUUGAAGUCUUCUACAAACCAGGACGACAAAAUACAAAUGCGGAUGUUCUUUCGAGGAUUCCAUCUGGAGAGGAGCCAGAGCAGGAGGAUUCUGAUAAAGAUUUCAUUAAGAUGAAUUCAGAUGAAGUGCGCACAUGCUUAUGGCCAGCCACUAAAAAUCAGCAGAGGGUUCAAGCUUCAGUCCAAGUAUCUGUGGCAAGGAAAGUCCCUGGAUACAGUUGGAGUGAUCUAGAAGAGCAACAAAAGACAGACCCUAAAAUAGCCCCUAUCUACCGUGCUGUUCUUAAAAACAAGAAUCUGAGCCCAGUUGAGCAGCGUAACAUGAAUGCUGAGUUAAAAAAGCUUGCUAAACAAUUCAUAAGACUCGAGCUUAAAAAAGGAGUGAUGUUCCGUACCAUCCUUGAUCCUCGAGAUGGCGAAGAAAUUUGUCAGCUUGUGGUUCCAGAACCUCUGCGUUACAAAGUAUAUGAGAGUCAGCAUGAUCAUUGUGGCCAUUUCGGAGAAAGAAGUACGCUAGAGCGCAUGAGAAGAAAUUAUUACUGGCCAACAAUGAGUAAGGAUGUUCAAAACUGGAUUAAAGAGUGCAAAAGAUGUGCACUUGCAAAGGAUGUUUUCCCUAAGAUUCGAGCUCCAAUGACGUGCACUAAUGUGUCUGCACCACUGGAAGUCCUUGCAAUGGAUUAUACUGUCUUGGAGGAAUCUGUGGGAGGAUACGAAAAUGUUCUUGUCUUAACUGACAUGUUCUCUCGUUUCACAGUGGCCGUGCCCACCAGAAAUCAAACUGCUCACACUACUGCGAAAGCACUGGUGCAGCAUUGGUUUGUACAUUAUGGCUGUCCUGCACGAUUACAUUCGGACCAAGGUCGUUGCUUUGAAGCCAAUGUCAUCAAAGAACUGUGUAGAGUCUAUGGAAUUGGAAAGAGUCGCACAACCCCGUAUCACCCCCAGGGUAACUCCCAGUGUGAACGAUUUAAUAGAACUAUGCACGACAUGCUAAGAACAUUACCCCCAGAAAAGAAAAAGAACUGGAAGGAGUAUCUACCUGAGUUAGUUAUGGCCUAUAACAGUCGAACCCACACUUCAACUGGGUAUUCGCCAUUCUACUUACUGUUCGGUAGAGAUGCUCGCAUGCCAAUGGAUAUCCUUAAUGGAAGGGACAUUGAGGAAAGUGGAGUUGACAAUCUUGAUGAUUGGGUGAAAAAACACCAUGACAGAUUGAAAACAGCUGUUGAAGUAGCCAACUCUGCAGCACAAGAGGCUUCAAGACAGAGAAAGAGAGCCUAUGAUCGCAAAUCACGUGGUGCACUCAUGAAAGCUGGAGAUCGUGUUCUGUUAAGGAAUCAUUCACACAGGGGAAGGAAUAAGAUCCAAGAUCAUUGGGAACCCUUACCUUACAUUGUAGUGAAACAAAAUCACACAGACACGCCAGUCUAUACUAUUCGCCCAGAGAAAGGGGGUCCAUGUAAAGUUGUACACAGAGAUCAACUAAGACACUGCACUUUUCAGUCAUCUUUACCGCCUCGGACAUCUAGACAUAAUUCUAGAGCACACACAAGUCAGGAACACACUGAUUCAGAGGAUCCUGAUGUUCUUGUAGUCCCUGUUACAUUUACACCAACUACACUUCCAGACACACAAGGUAGAAGGGAAAGUGGGGAUGAGUCGGACACAGGUAUUAGAGAACAUGAUAAUAGAAUUUCAGAUGAAGAUUCAGUAGAUCAGUCUGUAAAUUCAGGUGGUUCUGAAGCUGAAAGUGAAAAUGAAAGCAUUCCUGAACCUAGACGUUCACAACGUUUGAACAAAGGUACUUUACCUGUUAGGUACAGAACUGAUUUUGUCUUGAAAUAAACUUAGACAACAAUUGAAACUUUAAGGUUUUGAAAGUAUCUUUUAAUGUGUAUUUCACUGAUUGAAAACUUUAUUGUUGUACUGAUGUUCAUACCUAAAGUGUUUACCUGCUAUUCUCUGUUUUUGUUUUCCGGAACCGGAUCGCUGAAAGGAGGUCCAGUGGUAUGGCAGGGUUUAGUAGGGGGGAAUGUAGGGGAUCUACAAAUCCGAAUAUGAGAGAACUUUUAUUUUGAAAUUUGACAUGGGCGCCGCCAUUACUUUCUCCGGUAUGUGUGUGGGUGACGAUCGCAUUCAGGCAGAGAGAGGGAGGAGAGAAAGGCGAGUUGUGACAGCAGUGGUGAGCUAAUGAAGAUUGUGCAGUUUUAAAACUUUUUGAUCAACUUAAGAAGUUAACUGAUGACAUGAAACAAAGCUAGAUUACAUUGCUUCAAAGUCUCGUUGCUUUUAAGUCUCCGUAUAGUUUAAUGAGCCAGUUAUUAACAGUGACGCAGCAAGUUUUUUUUGCCGCGCUCGUGAGUGACGCGGGAUAAUAGGCCUGCUGUUAAAGUCAGUCGGAUUAUUCAGUGCUGAAGUUGAAUACUCCCGUGUUUUUUUGUAAUUUACAUCCAGAUUUUUGUUAGUUCAAACGAACUCAAAACGUAGUGGAUGCUGUGUUAUUUUUGCGAGGAUUUUUGCGUUGGAAAGCAUCGUGUGUUCAUUGUUUGCUCUGAUUGAUCGCCGUUGGACGGGAUUGUGGCCUUGUUGGAUCGUGCUGUGCGUUCAGGAUCACGAGGGCAAUCGUUGGGGAUCAAAGAGUUGAAGGAACAUUACCCUGCCUUUCCAGACUCCUUUCAGCGCUCCGUUCUGGACCCAAGAGUGGUGAUGUACAAUAUUGAGUUCACUUUUCCCUGAAUAUUGGUAAGACAUCUUUUCUUUUCACCAAGUAUCGAAACAGAACUGUGUUUUAAAGGAACUCUCAUUCGAAAAACUGGAAAUUGUGCGUUUUUCCACAAAGAGACUUAUUUGUUUACCGGUCUAUGGACAUUUUCACUCGUGAAUGGACUGAGUAUAUUUUUCCUGAAUUUUGAAAGUGAACUCUAACUUGAUUUGAACUCAUUUGAUUAAUACUGAUUGUGAAUGUGAAUCUUGUCAUUGUUUAAGGUGUGACUGAAACACUAACGUUAGCACAUUGAUUCUAUUUCAUUUAUUAUUGUCUAUAUUUCAUUUCAUUUUGAGCUGAUUGAGUUUAAAACAAUUUAACUUUUUAUGUGAAGAAACAUAAGAAAAGAAAACUCAUUCAAUUAGUCUCAUAAGACUAAUACUUUUUGUUUAAAUAAAUAUUUGUUUGUUUAGUUAC